Messenger RNA from Leptopilina heterotoma, 1569 nucleotides. RefSeq names its product piggyBac transposable element-derived protein 4-like. The transcript has a single exon. Lineage: Eukaryota; Metazoa; Arthropoda; Insecta; Hymenoptera; Figitidae. The record is from RefSeq and is a predicted model, not a curated record. Bases 1 to 1569 code for a protein of 522 amino acids.
AUGGAUUUACUAGAAACUGAAAUACCGAGUGAUAGUGAGUCAAUCGAUGGUCUUGUUGAUUCCGAUACUGGAGAAGAUGAUUUGAUAGAUGAGGUCAAUAUUACCAAUACGAGUCAAAUGAAUAUUGAAAAUUAUAUUGACAAUGAAAAUGUUACCGAUGACGAAGAAAUCGAUAACAACGACGAUGGCAGUUGGAAAAAUCGAGGGUGUCCAGGUAUUAAUAUUCCAUUCACAAAAAAUAGUGGUCCAAAUAUUCCAGACAGGGCUGUAUCACCUUUAGAGAUAUUUUUCUGUAUUUUUCCACCCGAAUUAGUGGAUCUUCUUGUUAACCAAACAAAUCUUUAUGUUAAUCAAAAGUAUGCUUUAUCUACUAAUAGAAAAAAAAAGAAAAUUGAACCUGUUACAAAUGAAGAAAUACGUAUCUUCUUGGGGAUAAAUCUUUUGAUGGGCAUAAAGAAGCUUCCAUCCUACCGAGACUAUUGGUCUUUGAAUAACCAACUAAAAGAUCCAUACAUUUCCUCUGCCAUGACUGUAAACAGAUUCGGUUUUUUACUGCAAAAUUUACACCUAAAUGACAACACUAAAGAGCCAAAUAGAAACCACCCUUCUUAUGAUAAAUUGUUUAAAAUAAGGCCACUUUUGGACACAUUGUCAACAACUUUUCAUGAUUGUUGGAAGCCAAAAGAAAAUCAAUCUGUUGACGAAAGUAUGGUCAAAUUUAAAGGACGUAGCUCUAUGAAACAGUAUAUGCCAAACAAGCCAAUCAAGAGAGGAUACAAAAUUUGGGUUCGAGCCGAUGAGACUGGUUUUGUAUCGCAGUUUCAAAUGUAUACUGGUAAGGAGAAAAGAAAUAAGGAGGAUAACCUUGGAAAACGAGUCGUGAUAGAUUUAACUAGAGAUCUUGUUGGUAAUUUUCAUCGGGUGUAUUUUGAUAACUUUUUCACCAGUCAGAAAUUGAUGGUUUCACUGAAAAAUGACAAUGUGAUAGCCUGUGGAACUGUGAGAAAAAAUCGUAAAGGAUUACCAAAAUACUAUCUGCCUGAUAACAAGAUGAAAAGAGGAGACAUUGAAUUUCGUUCAUGCUCCAGUGGUGUAAGUUGGGUGAAAUGGAUGGACAAUAGAGCAGUAUAUUGUUUAUCGAACUUUCAUGAUACUACAGAAAUUUCAGACGUUAACAGAAGAAAUAAAGAUGGCAGUAUAAGCACGAUUCGAAGUCCAAAAAUGAUAGCAGAUUAUAACAAGCACAUGGGUUAUGUGGACAAAGCAGACAUGCUUAAAUCUUUAUACGAAAUUGACAGAAAAUCUAAAAGAUGGUGGCUUAGAAUAUUUUGGCAUUUCUUAGAUGUUUCUGUCACAAAUGCAUUUAUUUUGUAUCAAGCCAAAAAUGGGUCAACAAUGACACUAAAAAAGUUUAGAUUGGAAGUCGUCGAUGGAUUGAUUGGUUCAAACAUAGCUACCAAGAAGGGUAGAAAGUCGCUUCCAUCUACUUUUACAGGGCAUAAAGCUCACAUUUCUGAUGCAAAACGAUUUUGUCCAGCUCCACAUUUGCCAACAAUUCUACCAAAUUGA